This is a messenger RNA of Anopheles stephensi (Asian malaria mosquito), 3486 nucleotides long. Its product is annotated as protein ABHD18. Lineage: Eukaryota; Metazoa; Arthropoda; Insecta; Diptera; Culicidae. The record is from RefSeq and is a predicted model, not a curated record. The coding region runs from base 892 to 2634 and encodes 580 amino acids. The transcript is spliced from 5 exons.
CUGGUUGCGGGUGUUAGUGUGUGUGUGUGUGUGUGUGUGUGUGUGGUGCAAGAUUGUGUGACUAAUUUAGCACCGUGCCGGUAUGGUGCGCCGGUUUUAGCACAUAUUUGUGAGCAUCAUGACCAUUGAUGUGAGUCCUCUAAUGCCGUUUGAGCAAUAGUAGAGCGCUCGUUAGCGAAUGAUCGUUGUCCGAUGUUUCGAUGGAUGGCGUGAUGUCGUCGUUGUUAGCAUUCAUCUAAAUAGAAGUAUCUGUGACGCUUGUACCUCCUAAACCGGUACGCAUCUAUUUCAAGGACAAAGGGAUAGCAACGAUAACGCUUCCCACCACACACACUCACACAUCGAAACGAGUUUGACGGCCGUCGGUGAGCAGCUUCUCUCGCUCUCACUGUUUCUCUCUCACACACACCACUACAUCACGUAGCAAUGUGCCGCGUGUAGCUGUGUGCGAUUGUUUAUUCGAAAUUAUUUAAGCGCUCGCAGUCAUCGCGAUGGCGGUUCAAUUACUCGACUAAAGCACAAAGCGACGGUACACGGUAGAAUCGCCUGCCAGCAACAACACAUCCAAAUGGACAUCUGAAAACGAUCAGCCGGGCAACGGUGAAUAAAAGUGAAAGAAAAGUGCUGGAACUGAAAGCAAAACAAUUGCUCGAACCCGAACGAGAGACACAAAGAAAAGUGCAGCUAAGAUAACAGCUGGGCGGCUGGGCUGUCAAGUGAAUAUAAUCGGCGGUGCGAAAGAAAACCCCAAUUAAGCCCGGAAGAGGGUUCUCAAAGUGCAAAACAAAGGAGAAAGGAGUGUGCUAUCUUUGCUUCGUGCAUUAUUUGUUCCAGACGAAUCCGGAAUUGGUGUUUUGCCUCGUGUAAACAAAGUGGUAACAAAGCAGCAAAAUGCCUCCAUCGCGCCUGGAUGGUCUGUAUCGGUCGCUGCUGCUGACCAAGUUCUUCUGCAAAGGUUGGGGCAAGCCGGAAAAUCUCGAAAGACUGUUCGCGUUCCGAAAGAUCAUGUCAAAUCGUGCCGCAUGUUCACAGCUGGUGCCACGCGAUUAUCCGGUAGAGAUUACCAAGGAAGAGCUACACUCGGACUGUAAAAUACUCGAGGGGAAGUUUAUUUCGCCGCUGGAAAUUUACAUGCCCGGUCUGGUGCCGGAUGUGGCACAGAACGCACACUUCCAGAUACUGUUGCCGCUCAAGUGGAACGAUGAGCGGUAUAAGCCGAUCUGUAUCCAUCUGGCCGGUACGGGUGAUCAUUACUUUUGGAAGCGCCGGAACUUGAUCGCCAAACCGCUGCUCAAGGAAGCGAAUCUCGGUGCGAUUAUCCUGGAAAAUCCAUUCUACGGUUUGCGGAAGCCAAAAGAACAGCGUGCGUCCAGUUUACAAAACGUGUCGGACAUCUUUGUUAUGGGUGGCUGCUUAGUGCUGGAAUCGCUCGUUCUUCUCAACUGGUGCGAACGGAACGGGUACGGUCCGCUGGGCAUCACUGGUCUGUCGAUGGGAGGACACAUGGCAUCGCUCGCCGCUACAAACUGGCCUAAACCGCUAGUGCUCGUCCCAUGCCUAUCCUGGUCGACCGCCUCGUCCGUGUUUACCGAGGGCGUCAUGAGCCACUCCAUCAAUUGGGACGUGCUGGAAACGCAAUACUUUGCCGACGGUAACUUCCGGGAGCGGCUGUCCAAAAUGGUAACCGUGGUGGAUGACGCAUUUGUAGCCGGCAAGCAUUUUAUACAGAACUUCAAUCAAUCGGUGGAAGAGCUACGGUUAGACAUAAACGAAACGAAGGAUCUGGUCUGUGGCGAUUCGUCGUCGGACGUCAACUUGACCGUGAUCCGCGAGACAACGCCAGAACGGGAGCAGAAGCAGUCAAAAAAUCUCAUCCACAUUAAUCGCACGAACGCGUUAAACUUGUCCGAGCCGUUGUUGAACAAGCUGCUUUCGAACGUGCGCUGUGAGCUGACGCAGGAAGAGAUAGAUGAGCUGAAUAUGAAAAUUCAUCUUGCGCUGAAGCGCCACAACGAGGAACAGCAACAAGCGGAAGGUAGCUCGGUAGCCGGCAGCAAGUUGAUACUGGAGGUGAAAGCAGAAGACAAGGGUGCAGCGACGACGACGACGACGACGUCCACCACCACGACGGCUCCGAGUUCAAAAUCCGUUGGUUCGAAAAUUAUGGAGUACAUUAGCUGGGGCUCAUCAUCGUCCUCACCCGAUGGAGUGACGGAGGAGAAACGUAUCCCGAUCGACACGACCAAGCAACGGUGGUGGGAACGUGAGGCGCUACAAUUCAUGCGCGGCAUGAUGGACGAAUGUACGCACCUGAAAAACUUUUCCGUUCCCUACGAUACCUCGCUGAUCAUUGCGAUUUGUGCCAAGGACGAUGCGUACAUUCCGCGCGAUGGCUGCACCAGCCUGGAAGACAUUUGGCCCGGAGCCGAAAUCCGUUACCUCGAUGCUGGGCACGUCAGUGCGUACGUACUGCACCAGAAGCUGUUCCGGUCGUGCAUUAUUGAGGCGUUUGAACGGGCAAAGAAAAAGUGGGUCCCGGAAGCGGAACGGCUAUGUGGUCAGGUGAACGGUGUGGCGACCGGGCCGCCCGCGUUCGACAACGUUCCCCAAGGGCCUACAAAGCAGGGCGACUAGUUUGGCCAAACAGGAGGGGGGGAGGAACCAAAAGCCAAGGGGAAACCAAAGACGUACAGCUGCGGAAGGAGAGACAUACUCUUCCACAGACAUCUGGAAAUUCCUCCAAAGAUAUGGGGGGAUAUCGGGGGGAAAUAAGAAAAUUCCUUGCGCUCAGCAAGGAAUAGUGCCUCGAACUCGAGUUUCGAGACAUCUCCGGACGGACGAAUGGGUAUGGUUCGUCGUGUGUACCGUGACGAUACAAGUUCCACGGAACGAACGAACCAACCUACGCAACGGAGGGAACCGAAUACGCACACAAACGGAAACGGCUACCAAAUGCUUUUAAAAUAGCCGGAAAACGAAAUCUGCACACAUAUGCCUGCUGCUGGUGCGAUGUUUGCAAGGUUGUGAUAACACGCCGCAAUUGCGCGUGCACGAUGAAAGGUGUAAUUGUGAGCUAUAGAACGAACAAGAAGAGAUAAAGAGAGAGUGAGAGAGAGAUAUAAUAUUCUGAUUUUUAAAAGCUCAUGAUUUAAAGAUAAAGCUCAUGAACCAGCGGUGAAGCGAGAGAACUGAAAAACUGAGGAAGAAAUGCGUGUUUUUUGCCAUUUGUUUGUGGACCUUAAGUCAUUCGAUAGUGUUAGGCACAAUUUGCUCAUGAAACCGUGUGGCAAAACAUUCAUCGUUUACGAGUAUUUUCUGUAGCUAAGUUAAUUGUAAGCGUUAUUUACGAUCGUGCUUGUACCAUGCUUUAAUACUUUGGUAGUUCUGUUUAUUCCUUCAAUGUACCGUAACUUCGAUUUUGAAAAUUCGUCAUUCAUUUUUUAUUCGUCUGUUAAUAAAGUUGUUACUGUGAAAGUGUAAUACAUA